This is a messenger RNA of Sordaria macrospora k-hell, 489 nucleotides long. RefSeq lists its product as uncharacterized. Lineage: Eukaryota; Fungi; Ascomycota; Sordariomycetes; Sordariales; Sordariaceae. The record is from RefSeq and is a predicted model, not a curated record.
AUGAGACUAAGCGUGCCCCAGGAAUGGUUGCUCUGGAUGACAAAAACUACCAACAGGUUCAAGUACAGACUCAACCCCGAUAUUGCCUUGACCUUUCAGAUUCGUGCCCCUGAAGAGCCUACCAGCAAGCUUAUCCUUAAGCCUACCCGCAUGUCUACCCCUGAGGCUACUCCUGAGCCCACUCCUGAGCCUGCCUCUGUGCAGCCCAAGCGCAGACCUGGCAGACCGAGGAAGAUCAUUAUUGAGCCUGAGGAGCAUGAUGAGUUUCAGCCCGCGAAGCCCAAGCGCGGACCUGGCAGACCGAGGAAGGUUAUCGCCCAUGCGGACUCCGAUGCUGAUUAUCACAAGGAGAAUCAGAAGGAUGACGACAGGGUUGACGGCGACAUCACCAAACACGUCGAGGACAUGGGUUUGGAGGGUCUCGAGGGUGAGAACGCCGAGGACUGGGAGAUGGACGUGACACCCUCUGUGGAGCAGGAUGACUAUUGA